AUGAGUCGUCCCUUGCCGGAGCUGACGAUAACCGAGGAUCUCUCGGACAAAGAAACCGAGCAACACUGCCGGGGCACCAUGGUUCCAACGCCUUACUCUAUAUGCCAUCUUUUAUCCUCCACCAUCGACUUCCCGGCAUUCGACGCCGCCAACGACGCCCUGAUUCCUGUCGUCAAGCCCCAGUGGGUACAGGCCUGUCUUUCGAAGAGGAAACUGGCCAACCCACGCCAGUACAGUCCCGAUCCCCGGCUGUUUUUAAAUGAUGUCGUGGUUACUUGCGGUGAUAUCCCCGAAGGCGAUAAGGAUGCCAUUGUUGGUGGUGUCCUGGCGAAAGGCGGACUCUAUAGUACUAGAAUGACGCAUAUGGUCACUCAUCUGGUCGAUUUGACUGUAGAUUCUGAUAAGGCACGGCUGGCUACCGCCAGGAAGUUGAAUGUCAAGAUAGUUCUCCCCCAUUGGUUUGAUGAUUGCCUGAAGCUUGGGCGUCGAAUCGAUGAGCGUCCCUAUACCUUUCCCGACCCGGAAAUCUUACGCGCAGCCCCCGAUGCGCCCAUCCGUUCCUCAGAGAACCGCGAUAUCGUCGGAGCAUCUACGCCGGAGCCGACCACCCUGCCAACCGCCAUGUCUCCGAAGCUCGAUGUGUUUGAAGGAAAGCGCGUGAUGCUUUCUUCAGACCUUGGGAUCGGUUCGCAUUUAUCAGAAUCCAUCACCGAAGUCAUCAAGCAGGGUGGCGGGUCCAUAACAUCUGAUGUCUCAAUAGCGGACAUCUUGAUCUGUCGCUAUAGAGAAGGAAUUGCCUACCGUACGGCCUCGAGGUUGAAUAAGGACGUUGGGAACUUGUCUUGGCUAUACCACCUAUUGACCUACAAUACAUGGACCUCGCCUCUACGACGACUACUUCACUACCCGGUCUCCCGGACUGGAAUUCCGGAGUUCAAAGGACUCAAGAUCAGUCUGUCUAACUAUGUCGGUGAGGCCCGAGCCUACUUGGAGAAUCUGAUUGCAGCAGCUGGGGCAGAGUGCACCAAAACCCUGAAGCAAGACAACACUCAUCUGGUAACAGCCCAUGGGAAUAGCGAGAAAUGCAGUGCAGCGAGGGAGUGGGGACUCCAUGUCAUCAACCACCUGUGGCUGGAAGAAAGUUAUGCAAAAUGGACGCUACAAUCCGUGUCUGACUGCCGUUACACCCAUUUCCCUCGGAGAACCAAUCUGGGCGAAGUGGUCGGACAGACACGACUGGAUAAGGCGGUCCUCGAAAGCUUGUUCUACCCCUCCGAAGACACAUCGGAGCAGGAUGUAGCCCGUCCGAUGCAGGAUAAAGAUCAGAAUGUAGUAGCAGCCAAGCCAGUACCGACUAGGAAAAAGUCGGAUCUAGAAAGUGAAUUGCCAGAUACACGAAACAUUACACCCCGGGCUGCCGCCAAGUCGCGAAAGGAUUCAGAUAGCAAAAAGCUGCAAACGCCCACGCAGGCCCGACUCACCUCGGAAGGCAAGGAGAACGAGACGCCGUCGUCCACGAGCAGCCGCAAGUCCAAGGAAGCUGCUACUGCUCGUCUCCACGAAUACGCUCCAGAUAUGGCCUUGUACGAAAAAGAGAAGAGGCGUGUGGGGGGCGUCGUCUAUGGGGGUCGCCGGGUGACCGACGAGGAUCGUGUGAUCCUCAGCAACGGCAAAAAGCGGAGAUCAAUGGAGGCGGAGGACAGCCACAAUGAGGAGGAGGCAGUCGAUCCUAAGAGACAAAAGAAGACCAAGCCUCCUAUUUCGAUACACCUCUUGAUCACUGGCUACCAGAAAUGGGUGGGGAACCUUAAGAAAGAGGACUCAGACAAGCGACAACUUCGGGACCUUGGAAUCCUAGUAGUACAGGAUGCCCGGAAAUGUUCUCACCUCGCUGCCCCUUCCAUACUGCGGACACCGAAAUUCGUCAACGCGCUUGCGUAUGGACCAACGAUAGUCAAUAUCGACUUCAUCACGGCAUGUCUCAAAGAGAACGAGCUGGUGGAUCCGGCUGAAUUCCCCCUGGAGGACGAGGCCGCAGAGAAGCGACUUGGGUUUUCGCUGGAGGAGGCGAGAGGGAACGCCAAGAAGAACAAAAACCGGCUUCUGCAGGGAUAUCAGAUCUACUGCGUGGAGACCAUCCGCGGCGGAUUUGACGCAUUCAAGUCGAUUGUGGAUGCAAAUGGAGGAGACUGUUCGCUGUUCCGCGGACGCGUGUCGCACCAAUCACAACGGGACGAGAGCGACGAUGACAGCUCGGUGGAUUACGAGGACCGUAGUCGGAAGGAGAUGUAUCUUCUAAGCAGUGUGACGGCUGAUCAUCAGCGACUAUGGCCACGUUUCCGACAGCUGGUACACGCCUUGGGUAAGACACCGCGAAUUGUGCGCGUGGACUGGCUUCUGGAUAUUGCCAUGUCGCAAACGCUGCAUGAGGCCGAUGCCUAUGAGCUGAACGAGGAGAUGGUGGCCAAGUUGGACGAAUAG
This is a messenger RNA of Aspergillus tanneri, 2481 nucleotides long. Its product is annotated as BRCT domain-containing protein. The record is from RefSeq and is a predicted model, not a curated record. Gene Ontology annotation, cellular component: nucleus; Cul8-RING ubiquitin ligase complex. Gene Ontology annotation, biological process: DNA double-strand break attachment to nuclear envelope; double-strand break repair. The coding region runs from base 1 to 2481 and encodes 826 amino acids. The transcript is spliced from 4 exons. NCBI's taxonomy places the organism in Eukaryota, Fungi, Ascomycota, Eurotiomycetes, Eurotiales, Aspergillaceae.